Molecule: messenger RNA, 3305 nt
Organism: Belonocnema kinseyi
Lineage: Eukaryota; Metazoa; Arthropoda; Insecta; Hymenoptera; Cynipidae
Gene: ari-1
Product: E3 ubiquitin-protein ligase ARIH1
Exons: 8
Coding region: 595-2127 (510 amino acids)
Biological process (GO): positive regulation of proteasomal ubiquitin-dependent protein catabolic process; ubiquitin-dependent protein catabolic process; protein polyubiquitination
Cellular component (GO): ubiquitin ligase complex; cytoplasm; nucleus
Molecular function (GO): ubiquitin conjugating enzyme binding; zinc ion binding; ubiquitin protein ligase activity
Source: RefSeq, a predicted model, not a curated record
UACCAGUCGAUCAGCUGCCGGAGUUCGGUUGGGGGUGUUUCUUGGCAAUUGGCAGUUGAUCUACACUAGAAUUUCUCGCCCUUCUAGCCCCGUAAAUCUCAAUUCUUCGUCCUAGCAUCUCAAAGUCGAAAGCUUACUUCGUUAUCAUUUUUGAUACCUCAAAACUGUCGAGUUGUCUUCAUUGUUUUUUGUGAUUCUCCGUUGCAUUUUACCACUCGCGAAGCCAGGACAGGAACGACAACGAGUGUGACGUCACGCGCCCGUAGAAACAGAACAGACUGUUCUUGUGGCCUGCUUUAUUUCGUGAUAAAGAAAACAGUGAUAUCUCUGUCAAAGGUACGUCGCAAUUUCUUGACGGAACUGGAAUUCUCGUCAAAGAAAUUUUAAAAAGAGCCGUGAAUUUAGUGCCUCGAGUGUCGAUUUUCGACCUUGAUUGUGAACACAACAUAUGAUUCAAAAGUGCUUUCCGAUGACUGUCAGUCGUCCGUGAAUCGUCGUGUCUUCGUCUAGUAAUUCUUCUGAAAAAGAUACUUUUCGAAGGAGGAGCGCGUGCUGCUGGGAGUCCAACGUAAGAAUCUUUAUUAAAGAAAAACGAUGGACUCAGAAGAGGAAACGUACGAUGAUGUGGACUCCGGUAACGAAUCUAGUGGAGAUGACAAUAUGGAAUUCGCUAUGGAAAUUGAAGCCGCAAAUCCCAGAGAGCGAGCCAGCGACGUUGACGAUUACCCCUUCGAAGUUCUGUCCACAGAAGAAAUUGUCCAACAUAUGGUGGACUCCAUAAAGGAGGUCAACAUGGUUGUGGAGAUUCCGGCGACAACAACGCGAAUUUUACUCAAUCACUUCAAAUGGGACAAAGAGAAGUUGAUGGAGCGAUUUUACGAUGGAGAUCAGGAAAAGCUGUUCGCUGAAGCGCGUGUUAUAAAUCCUUUUAGACAGGGUCCAGUAAUUAACCGCAACCGAGCUUCCCAAAGUUCCUUGUCGAGACGCACGUCGACAAACGGAACAGAAGAAUGCGGGAUUUGUUUUAUAACCUUGCCAACACCUAUGAUGACUGGAUUAGAAUGCGGACAUCGAUUUUGCACUGGUUGCUGGGGCGAAUACCUUACGACAAAAAUCAUGGAAGAGGGCGUGGGUCAAACAAUCGCUUGCGCAGCACACGCUUGUGACAUUUUGGUAGACGAUGCAACCGUCAUGCGACUGAUCAAGGACUCCAAGGUUAAGCUGAAAUACCAACAUCUCAUCACAAACAGCUUUGUCGAAUGCAACAGGCUCUUAAGGUGGUGUCCAUCGCCAGACUGCAACAACGCGAUAAAGGUUCAAUACGUUGAAUCGCGACCUGUCACCUGCAAAUGUGGGCACACCUUCUGUUUCCACUGUGGAGAAAACUGGCACGACCCGGUCAAGUGUCACCUUCUGCGAAAGUGGAUCAAAAAGUGCGACGACGACUCAGAGACGUCCAACUGGAUUGCAGCAAACACUAAGGAAUGCCCGAAGUGUAAUGUCACAAUCGAGAAGGACGGAGGAUGCAAUCACAUGAUUUGCAAAAAUCAAAAUUGUAAGACAGAAUUUUGCUGGGUAUGUCUAGGACCCUGGGAACCGCAUGGAUCAAGCUGGUAUAGUUGUAACCGCUACGACGAAGAUGACGCCAAAACAGCGAGAGACGCUCAGGAAAAGUCUCGAGCUGCUCUUCAGCGGUACUUGUUUUACUGCAAUCGUUACAUGAAUCAUAUGCAGUCUCUUAAGUUUGAACACAAGCUCUACGCCAGUGUCAAGGAGAAGAUGGAGGAGAUGCAACAGCACAACAUGUCCUGGAUCGAGGUUCAGUUCCUGAAAAAAGCUGUGGACAUUCUCUGUCUCUGCCGACAAACAUUGAUGUACACAUACGUCUUUGCGUAUUACUUGCGAAAAAACAAUCAGUCUGUGAUUUUCGAGGAUAAUCAGAAGGAUCUUGAAGGUGCGACGGAGUGCUUAUCUGAAUAUUUGGAACGAGAAAUUACCAGCGAGAAUCUUGCUGACAUUAAACAGAAAGUUCAGGACAAAUAUAGAUAUUGCGACAGUCGGAGGAAAGUGCUUCUCGAGCAUGUGCACGAAGGAUACGAGAAAGAAUGGUGGGACUACUUGGAUUGAAUCCGGAGAAUCUUUGAAGGCCUCCGCAGCUGUGAUAAACCCGGAAAGCCGAACCGACACGGAAGUGAAGCAAACAGAGAAAUCAAGUGAUACGGAGAAGCAACAGGAACAUCGGAUAUCCAUUUCUAACUCUGUUUUCGAACAAAACCUCGUUAAAGAAUUUUCUCUCACGCGUCUCGAAUCUAUCUACAUUGAAUAUGUUAAAACUAAUUUUUCUUGUUAUUAUCAUUAAAAAGCGAUAAACCAACGCAUCACGGUUUCAAAGAAUCGCCUUCUUCAAAUCCACGCUCAGAACGUUAAGAAAGAGAAUAAAGAUAGGAAUUCUCACAUGUGGGGAUUGAUCUCCUUAUAAUCCUACUUUUAGGGUUUUUUUCCUCCCAAAUCGAUCCUCGACUCUCCGGAAUUCGUGCACAGCUUACUUAAACCUUUUUCUUCACAAAUUUGAGGACAGCAAAACGUCCAAUUGGAAACUGCCAAUCAUUAAUCGUUAAUUUAUGAUAAACGUCCUCAGCAAUAGGAAUGAAUUUUAGAGGCCCGGGCGAUUAUAAUUUAGCCUUUGAUCCAUUGAGAAGCUUCAGGUUUCUAUGGCUUUCAAUCUCGCAUAUUUAUGAGUUAAAGACUAUAGAAUAAAUAAUUUUUAAGUUUUACCUAUUCACGAAUGGAAAUACAACUUUUUAUGUCUCUCUCUGCCAGGAUUAAUUUGAGCAUGUGUAGAGUAAAACUGGUAAAAAAUUAUCAGCUGGUGUUCUGACCAGUUUCAGUAAAAUUAAAAAAAAAAUAUUAACUUAAAGAAAGGAGCAGAACAACCGUCUGCAUAUGUUGGGAACGCGAUCGAGUUCCACUGUACAGUUAUGUAGUUAUAUACAUAAAAUCAUAUACAUAUAAAUAUAUACAUACGCGUAUGAUAUAUGAAUAAAGUAGAACUAAUGUCAAAGACCCUAGGUAGAUUAUACUAAUAUUACUAUUAAUAAGAAAGAAAAUUAAGUAGUGUCUUUAAGAGUUAUAUGAACUGAAAUUGUUAAUUUUUAACGCUUCAAUUGAGUAAAAAGAAAAUAAUGAGAAGAGAGGGAGAGUGCGUCAUUGUGAUUUGUUCGUUUUUCUGUGACAAAUUUCGAAAUUAGUUCUAAGGUAAAUCUGUUUUUUUUUUAUAAAUAUAUCGAUCUCUGUUCGUCUUCAAA